Messenger RNA from Drosophila biarmipes, 1997 nucleotides. RefSeq names its product UDP-glucosyltransferase 2 (gene Ugt305A1). Gene Ontology annotation, molecular function: UDP-glycosyltransferase activity. NCBI's taxonomy places the organism in Eukaryota, Metazoa, Arthropoda, Insecta, Diptera, Drosophilidae. The coding region runs from base 168 to 1916 and encodes 582 amino acids. The transcript has 4 exons. The record is from RefSeq and is a predicted model, not a curated record.
UGUCAAUGUUUCGGAACGAUUUGUCAUAAUCACACCGAUAUCGUAGGGAAAACAAAUCCGAUUGAAACGUUAUCAGCGCGACAAACACACCACCCGGCGAAUCUUAUCGGAGCGAGCUAACCAAACAACCCACAAAAGUGACUCAGUUGUGGAAGGUAAGUGGAGCAAUGAAGACCUUGUUUCUGCCGGCGCUGCUUGUUCUUUUGGGGACCUUUUGUGCCACGGAGGCGGCAAAUAUCCUGUGCCUGGUGAGCACGGCCAAGCACAACAAUCCCGGCUGGUCGAGGCCCCUUUUCGACGCCCUGGUGGCCAACGGUCAUGCCGUACUGGUGAUCAGUACAGCCCCCAAUCCGGAACCAAAGAGGCAGGUGGACGGUCUGUUGUACUACCAUCUGCCCAACGAGUAUGAUGUGAUGAAGAAGCACUUCCUGCGCAAGGAUACCCGGGAGUACCAGCAGAUGGUGACCCUCAAACAGCUGCUGGUGUGGUACGAGGUCCUCUUGGGCAGCUGCCGAUCCGUCCUCACCUCGGAUACCUUGAGCAGCAAGACGCCGGAGCUGGUCGCCCAACUGGCCGUGGACUUUGAUCUGAUAAUCACGGACGUCACCCAAGGCAUGGAGUGUCUCAUGGAUGCGGUUCCCAUGUGGCGCUCCAAGCCGGUGGUUGGCUUGAGUGCGGGGAAACUCACGCCAGACUUGGUCUCCCUGCUGAAGGCGGAAAACACCAUAAAUGCGGCCAGGACACCGCACCACAUAAGUCAGGUUCCCAAAAAGAUGGGCUUCUGGAACCGACUUCACAACCACAUCCUGUACUAUGCAGAGCCGCUGAUCCAUUUCUUUAUCGUCCGACCUGCGCUCAAUAACCUGGUGACGACGGAAAAUGCCUUUCCCACUCUGCAACUAGUGCUGCUGAACACACAUCCCACCUUGGACUAUGUUCAGAAUCUCCCACACGGAGUCAUCGAAGUGGCUGGCCUUCACAUCAAGACUGAGGUCAAUCCUCUGCCCACUUACAUACAGAAAUUUACAGAGAAAUUCAUCGAUGGCAUCGUGUACAUCAAUAUGGCCUAUAUCGAGUAUAUGGAUGGUCAGGGAAUCCAAGCUGUGAUUAAGAUGAUAGUCGACAAUCCCAGCUGUGGGUUCAUAUGGAAUGUGGAGGAGCUGGAGAAAAUGCCGCCAGAGAAACCUAAUUUGUUAACCCUUCAUGUGGAUCAGUCGCUGCAGCAGGAUAUUUUGGCUCUGCCUUACGUUAAAGGUUUUCUGAAUCAUGGCGAUAGUUUCAGUCUACUGGAGGCAGUGCACCAUGGAGUCCCCGUUGUCGUUCUCCCCCUAAAACUGGAGGAAUUUAAUAAUGCCCAGCGUGUAGUGGAACGCCACCUGGGAGUGGUGGUUCAGGCCAAGGCGUUUAAUCACCGAUCCCUGACUGCUGCUCUCAGGCGGAUCCUAGACGACGAACUUUUCACGAGUGCUCUGUACCACGCUCAGCUGAAGUUCCGAGCCCGUCCGCAAUCCCCUCUAGAAUUGGCAGUUUGGCACGUGGAACAACUUAUCGCAGAGCCACGAUUCUUUAGGGACUUCGCCCAAACUGAGGCCUUAGCCCAGAACUUCUUUGUGGCCCACUCCCUGGAUGUGCUGGUGGUGCCCCUUAUUAUGCUCUUGGCUGUGGUUAUAAGUGUGGUCCGUCUAAUUGUAGUCCUUUUCACGGGACGUGGCAAAGAUAGGCCGGAUCCUAAUGGAGAGAUGGACUGUGAGGCACCUAAAAAGCGCAAAAAGAUAAAAAAGAUAAAGAGUCCUGCCAUGAAUAUAAAACUCAAUCAGAGCAAUGAUGUAAAGAAAGAUUUGAAUGAGGAGAUCGUGGGGGAGAAGCAUCUACUUAAUGAGGAAGAAAAGCCUCUAGAGGAGAAGAAAGAUAAGUAAGAUUGGCUUUAUGUGCUCUGUUUUCAUGUACCAAAUAUAGUAAACACCAAGAAAGACUGGCAAUAAAUAUAUUUAACGAUC